Gadus morhua (Atlantic cod) is the source of this 8654-nucleotide messenger RNA. It is a transcript of the gene abca7, whose product is annotated as ATP-binding cassette, sub-family A (ABC1), member 7. Gene Ontology annotation, molecular function: ATP hydrolysis activity; ATP binding; lipid carrier activity. Gene Ontology annotation, cellular component: membrane; intracellular membrane-bounded organelle. Gene Ontology annotation, biological process: transmembrane transport; lipid transport. Lineage: Eukaryota; Metazoa; Chordata; Actinopteri; Gadiformes; Gadidae. The transcript is spliced from 49 exons. The record is from RefSeq and is a predicted model, not a curated record. Bases 199 to 7554 code for a protein of 2451 amino acids.
UUUACUCCCAGCCAAUCACGUCGGCAGUAGUUGUGUGGAUUACAUGUACGGGUCAGACGCUACUGAAAUAAUUGAGUGAGCCUCAAUGACAGACUGCGGAAUCAUAGCCGGGACAACAAACUCAAAUUAAAACGGUACACAUCUGGGAUCGAUACUCAAGCGGACCAUGGCAGCGUAGCUUUUGAGGUCUUUUUAAAGAUGGGGGUCACCAGACAGGUGUUGCUCCUGCUCUGGAAGAACGUCACCUACCGCAGGAGAAACAAGAUCCAGCUGAUCAUCGAGCUAGUCUGGCCGCUCUUCCUCUUCCUCAUCCUCAUCGCCGUUCGCCACUCCCACCCGCCCUACAAGCAGAGCCAAUGUCACUUUCCCAACAAGGCCCUCCCCUCUGCGGGCACCCUGCCCUGGAUCCAGGGCAUCGUCUGCAACAUCAACAACCCCUGCUUCCACAGCCCCACGCCGGGGGAGACCCCGGGACAAGUGGGCAACUUCGACAACUCAAUUCUGUCCCGUGUGUUCGCCGACGCCCAGACCAUGCUGACCUACGGCGGGAACAACAGCUUCACGGGCUUCACGGGCCUCCAGCAGAGCCUGGAGCGCCUGGGGGAGCGACCUGGAGCCUGGCCAAAUCUCCCUGUCGGUGAAUACCUGAAAGCCAAUGAGACGUUCUCUACCUUCCUCCUGACCAAUGGCAACCUGUCCUCUGCUACUGUGGAUCAGCUGUUGAAGGCCCGCCUUAAUUUGCAGGUCACCGUAGCGGCGCUGGGCAUCCCCCUUAGCACCCUGGUGUGCAACGCCAGCCUGCUGGGGCGCUACCUGAGUGUGGGCGGGGGGGACGCCGGCGCCAUGGCCGACCUGCAGGGGGCGCUGUGCGGCCUCCAGCCCGACACCCUGAUGCAGGCCGAGCGCCUCUUCCUCUCCCAGCUCGACUUCUCCAAGGUCUUCACGAGGGAGCGUCUCUUUGCUAACGCUGGUGAUCUGAGGAUCAUCAGCCGAGCUGCGACUGAUGUCUCUAAGGAGCUGGCCGUUCUUCUGGACCAUUUCUCCUCCCUCUCCAGCUUCACGGACCUCAGCUCCGACCUGCGCCUCCUCCUGCCGGGGGAGAACCGCUCAGCGGCGGGGGCGGGGCCGGGGGCGGGGCCGGGGGCGGGGCCCCGGGAGCGCUACCGGGCCUUCUCCCGGGUGGUGUGCGGUCACCCCGAGGCGGGGGGGGAGCGGGUGCCCUCCCUCAACUGGUACGAGGACAACGACAUCAAGUCCUUCCUGGGCAAGAACGGCACCGAGGACCUGGACCUGGACGGGGACAACGACACCACGCCGUUCUGUAAGAGCCUGAUCCAGACGCUGGAGUCCAACCCGCUGUCCCGCAUCGUGUGGCGGGGGCUCAAGCCGCUGUUCAUCGGGAAGCUGCUCUACACGCCGGACACGCCCGCCGUCCAGCAGGUCAUGAAGCAGGUGAACAAGACCUUCCAGGACCUGGGGAUCCUCCAGGACCUGAACGAGGCGUGGCUGGAGGUGGGCCCAGCCGUCAAGGACUACAUGGAGACGGGGCCGCAGGUCCGCCUGCUGCAGGAGCUCCUCCGGCGGCCCCAGGUGGCGGUGCUGGUCAACAUGAACCUGCAGCAGACCAGCUGGACGGCAUCCAGCAUCGCCCGCUUCCUGUCCACGCGGCCCGCCGGUGCCCCCCGCCCCGCCGGCGCCCCCCCCACCUGGCUGGACGUGUACAACGACUUCAACCACACCCUCAGCACGCUGGCCCAAGUCACCCAGUGUUUCUCUCUCAACAAACUGGAGGGGGUGGCGACCGAGGGGAAGAUGAUUGACAGGGCCCUGGAGCUAAUCGAGAACCGGGAGUUCUGGGCGGGUGUGGUCUUCCUGAUGCCUAACUCCUCCUCCAACGACAGCCUGCCGCCACACGUCACCUACAAGAUCCGCAUGGACAUCGAUGACGUCACCCGCACCAACAAGAUCAAGGACCGGUUCUGGGACCCCGGUCCGGCGGCGGACCCCUUCAACGACAUGCGCUACAUCUGGGGGGGCUUCGUGUACGUGCAGGACCUGGUGGAGCGCGCGCUGGCCCGCGUGCUGAGCGGCGUGGAGCAGACCACCGGCAUCUACAUCCAGCAGAUGCCCUACCCGUGCUACGUGGACGACGUCUUCCUGCGUGUGCUGAACCGCUCCCUGCCCCUCUUCAUGACCCUGGCCUGGAUCUACUCGGUGGCCAUGAUCAUCAAGGGCGUGGUGUACGAGAAGGAGGCGCGCCUGAAGGAGACCAUGCGGAUCAUGGGGCUGGGCUCGGGCACGCUGUGGGUCAGCUGGUUCAUCAGCAGCGUGGUGCCCUUCCUGGUGUCCGCCCUCAUGCUCAUCGCCCUGCUCAAGUGGGGGGAUAUCCUGCCGUACAGCGACCCCUCGGUGGUCUUCUUCUUCCUGACGGCGUUCGCCACGGCGACCAUCAUGCAGUGCUUCCUGAUCAGCACCUUCUUCUCGCGUGCCAACCUGGCGGCGGCGUGCGGCGGGCUGCUCUACUUCAGCCUCUACCUGCCCUACGUGCUCUGUGUGGCCUGGAGGGACCACCUCAAGACCAGCCACCGGGUCCUGGCCAGCUUCCUGUCCCCCGUGGCCUUCGGGUUCGGGUGUGAGUACUUCUCCCAGUACGAGGAGCAGGGCGAGGGCAUCCAGUGGUACAACCUCCACUCCAGUCCCAGCGAGGGAGACACCUACAACUUCACCACUGCCAUCGUCAUGCUGUACGUGGACGCCGUUAUUUACGCCGUAGCCACAUGGUACAUCGAGGCUGUGUUCCCCGGUCAGUAUGGUGUCCCCAAGCCGUGGAGCUUCAUCUUCCAGUGGAACUACUGGGGAGGGGUACCCCUGGAAGUGGGCAUGCCCAUCCCCCCAGCUCCCACCGAACAAGUUCAAGACCGCAUCGAACCGGAGCCCACCGACCUGGUGCUGGGCGUGUCCAUCCACAACCUGGUGAAGAUCUACCAGAAGGGCGCCAAGCUGGCCGUCAACCACCUCAACCUCAAGUUCUAUGAGGGACAGAUCACCUCCUUCCUGGGCCACAACGGGGCGGGGAAGACCACCACCAUGUCCAUCCUGACAGGCCUGUUCCCGCCCACCUCUGGGACGGUGUAUAUAAAGGGGAGCGACAUCCGCACGGACAUGGACUUCAUUCGCAGGACGCUGGGAGUCUGCCCGCAGCACAACGUCCUGUUUGACACUCUGACGGUGGAGGAGCAUGUGUGGUUCUACGGGCGUCUGAAGGGGCUCUCUGAGGAGGAUGUGAGGGGGGAGAUGGACACCCUGCUGGAGGACGUGGACCUGCUGCACAAACGCCACGAGCAGACCAAGAACCUCUCCGGCGGGAUGCAGAGGAAGCUGUCGGUUGCCAUAGCGUUCGUGGGGAACUCUAAGGUGGUGGUCCUGGACGAGCCCACAGCCGGCGUGGACCCCUACUCCCGCCGGGGCAUCUGGGACCUGCUGCUCAAGUACCGCAAAGACCGGACCAUCAUCCUGUCCACCCACUACAUGGACGAGGCCGACCUGCUGGGCGACCGCAUCGCCAUCAUCUCUCAGGGCCGUCUGUGCUGCUGCGGCUCCCCGCUGUUCCUGAAGGCGCGCCUGGGGACGGGCUACUACCUGACGGUGGUGCGGAGGCCCGGCCCGGCCGACACCGGGACCUGCACCCCGGUCAGCGCCAGCACCCGCUCCAGCUCCAGCAUCAAGACCGCCUGCAGCACCCGCAGCAGCCGGGUGCUGCCCCCCCACUCCAAGGACAGCGACUCCUCCCUGAGCGACGACACCGGCCUGGGAAGCGACGACAGCGGAUCAGACCUGGCGGCCCUGCUGGCCCUGGCGCAGCGACAUGUCCCCGGGGCCCGGCUGGUGGAGGAGUCGGGCGGGGAGGCGGUUCUGAACCUGCCCCAGACGGCCGCCCAGGACGGGGCUCUGGCCGCCUUCCUGGCCGAGCUGGAGCUCAAGCUGGGGGAGCUGGGCCUGGCCAGCUACGGGCUGUCGGACAGCACCCUGGAGGAGAUCUUCCUGCGCGUUGCCGAGGAGACGGGGGUGGAUGCUGAGCCUGAGGCCGAGGCCGUCUCUCCCCAGACAGAGCAGCUCCCAGCUGGGCAGAGGCUCCAGAGACCCCUGGGGGACACGCCCGAAGAACCAGAGACCGGAAGGAAAAGGCUUCGUAAGCAAGACCCCCAGGAGACGGACCCCCUGAGCGGGGACAGCCAGGGCGGGGCCCCCCUGACCGGCUGGUGGCUGACCUGGCAGCAGCUCCGCGCCCUGUUCCUCAAACGCUGGCUCUACGCCCGCCGCAGCCGCAGGGGCUUCCUGGCCCAGAUCGUGCUGCCGGCCGUCUUCGUCCUGAUCGCCCUCCUCUUCAGCCUGGUGGUGCCCCCCUUCGGGAAGUACCCGUCCCUCAAGCUCCAGCCCUGGAUGUACGGGGAGCAGUUCACCUUCUUCAGCAACGACGCCCCCGGCGACCCGGCCAUCGAGAGCCUUCUGGAAGCCCUGCUGGACCAGCCCGGUUUCGGCACCAAGUGUCUGGAGAUGGAGGAGAACAGCUCGGUACCGGACUGCGGGGCGGAUCAGAGCGGCGUGUUCAGGCGGCCGCUGGUGCCCUACUCCACCUGGGAGAUGUUCCACCAGGGGAACUGGAGCCGCCGGGAGCCCAGCCCGCAGUGCCAGUGCAGCACGGAGGACGUCCGCCGCAUGCUGCCAGACUGCCCCCUAGGGGCCGGAGGUCUGCCGCCACCACAGAUGAAGAGGUUCACAGGGGACACCCUACAGAACCUGACCAGCCACAACAUCUCAGACUACCUGGUCAAGACCUACCCGCAGAUCCUCAAGAAGAGUCUGAAGACCAAGAAGUGGGUGAAUGAAUUCAGGUACGGGGGUUUCUCCCUAGGGGGCCGCUCCACCCAGAUCCCCACCCAGACCGACCACCUCCAGGAGUCCGCCAGCUCCAUCAGGACCCGCUACCAGGUGGAACAGAACAGCUCCCUUGACCGCCUGCUGGACCGUCUCCCUGUUUUCCUACAAACACUCAACAGUCAGAACAACGUCAAGGUGUGGUACAACAACAAGGGCUGGCACGCCAUGGUGUCGUUUGUGAAUGUGAUGAACAACGGGCUGCUGAGGGCCAGCCUGCCCCCUGGAGGAGAGAGGAGGAGGGCGGGCAUCACCGCCUACAACCACCCCCUCAACCUCACCAAGGAGCAGCUCUCAGAGAUGGCCAUGAUGACGACCUCGGUGGACGUGCUGGUGUCCAUCUGCGUGAUGUACGCGCUGUCCUUCGUGCCGGCCAGCUUCGUGCUCUUCCUGAUCGAGGAGCGGGUCAGCAAGGCCAAGCACCUGCAGUUCGUGAGCGGGGUCAAGCCCAUCCUGUACUGGCUGGCCAACUACGCCUGGGACAUGUUGAACUACACGGUCCCGGCCACAAUGGUGGUGCUGAUCUUCGUGGCCUUCCAGCAGAAGGCCUACGUCUCUGACACCAACCUGCCAGCCCUCAUCCUGCUUCUGCUGUUCUACGGGUGGUCCAUCACCCCGCUCAUGUACCCGGCGUCCUUCCUCUUCUCGGUGCCCAGCACGGCCUACGUGGUGCUCACCUCCAUCAACCUCUUCAUCGGCAUCAACGGCAGCGUGGCCACCUUCGUCCUGGAGCUGUUUGUGGACGAGCAUCUGAACGAGGUGAACCGGAUCCUGAAGAAGGUGUUCCUCAUCUUCCCUCACUUCUGCUUGGGCAGAGGCCUCAUCGACAUGGCCAAGAACCAGGCCAUGGCCGAUGCCUUCCAGAGGCUCGGGACCAAGCAGAAGCUGGACCCCCUGCAGUGGGACUUCGUGGGGAAGAACCUGUUCGCCAUGGCCGCCGAGGGCGUGGUCUUCUUCCUCUUCACCAUCCUGCUGCAGUACAAGUUCUUCAUCCGCUGCAGGCCGAAGUGGGCGGAGCCUGAGAUGCCCCCUAUUGGUGCCGAGGACGAGGACGUGGCCAGGGAGAGAGAGAGGGUGAAGAGCGGGCGAGCGCAGGGAGACAUCCUCACCAUGACGGACCUGAGCAAGGUGUACAGCGUCGGCAGGCCUCCAGCCGUGAACCGGCUGUGUUUGGGGAUCCCACGAGGCGAGUGUUUCGGCCUGCUGGGGGUCAACGGGGCGGGCAAGACGUCCACGUUUCGCAUGCUGACCGGAGACACGUCCAUCACCCAUGGAGAGGCCUUCCUCCACCAGCACAGUGUCCUGACGGAGAUGGAGCGGGUCCACCAGCUCAUGGGCUACUGCCCCCAGUUCGACGCCAUCAGCGACCUGCUGACCGGACGGGAACACCUGGAGUUCUACGCCCGGCUGCGCGGGGUACCGGAGGAUGCGGUUGCCAAGGUGGCCCAGUGGGGGGUGAGGAAGCUGGGGCUGAGCCAGUACGCGGAGAGAGAGGCGGGGGGCUACAGCGGGGGCAACAAGAGGAAGCUCUCCACCGCCAUCUCCCUCAUCGGCUCCCCGCCCGUCAUCUUCCUGGACGAGCCCACCACCGGCAUGGACCCCAAGGCCAAGCGCUUCUUGUGGAACUGCAUCGUGAGCGUCACCAAGGAGGGCCGGGCUGUGGUGCUCACCUCCCACAGUAUGGAGGAGUGUGAGGCUCUCUGUACCAGAAUGGCCAUCAUGGUCAAUGGAAGGUUCCAGUGCCUUGGGUCCGUCCAGCACCUGAAGAACAGGUUCGGGGACGGCUACACCGUGGUGCUGCGGCUGGCCGACGGCAAGCAGGCCCCGGACCAGAGCCUGGUGGACGGGUACCUGCACAGCGCCUUCCCCUCCAUCGAGCUGAAGGAGCGGCACCAGAACGUGCUGCAGUACCAGCUGCCCUCCCACGCCUGCUGCCUCUCCCGCCUCUUCCAGGUGCUCUCCAGCCACUACGAGGAGCUGGGCGUGGCCGACUUCUCCGUCUCGCAGACCACCCUGGACCAGGUGUUUGUGAACUUCGCCAAGGAGCAGGGCGACGACGACAGACUCACAGACGUCCUGAGCAAGCCCCCUUCGGCCCCGGCCCGGCCCGCCACCCAGCCCGACGACCCGCCGACCAAAACCCCUCAGCCCGGCGGGGUCCCGGCCCCCGACACGGCGCCCGCCGACAGCAAAUCAAAGCGGAGGAAAUCCAAAACGACUCCCGACGCGGAGCCCGGCGGCAGCGGUUCUGGGAAGAACCAAAGCAACGGCGGGGGAACGGCGGGCGGUUCCUGCAUGGAGAUGACCCCCAGGGCUCCGGUACCGCCGACCAGCCCACCUCCUGUCCCCUCUAACCCUCCAGGACCCGAGUCCUGCAGUAGACUGCCGAUACAGGAGUCCAGCGGACCUCCUCUAGAGGAGCAGGCCCGGGAGGACCCCGCCGCGGGCCGGGACGCCGGCGACGGGUCGGGCAGCGUCGGCGGGAGCGGCGACAGCGUGGAGGAGCAAGUCCGGGAGAACCUGGACGCGGCCGUCAGGAGCCCCCGCCAACCCCCCCCUAAGGACCCAGCGUCGCUCUUCAUGGUAGGCAGCUGCACCGCACAGGACAGCAAGGUGUGAGCCGCGGACGCACGCAGGGAACCAGACCCCCCCGGGACCGCCACACUCUGAGGGGGCGGGGUGGGGUUGGUCUACUGCCACAGCUGCUGUUUCCUUGGAGGUGCUGUACCUCAGCGGCCCCUAUUUGAACCAUGUCGUAACGGUGCCUGGUUCUUCCUCUUUCACCCUGAACUACGGAUACCAGACUCCCCCAAAACGUACCGUCAAGGCCCCAGUGUUUGACCUUCGUGUGUUUAUCCUUUUCUCUGUUUAGUAUGUCGCCAGUGUGUACCAGAAUGUCAAGUGGAUUAGUUUGGGGCCAGGGGGAUGCCUGGCCUUGGUGUUGUGAGAGACCUGGGUUCGAUUCCCUGUGGUGACGUGUAGCCUUACUGUCCACGCUACAUGGAUGGUUAUGGUUUUAUCUAAGAAUGUAAAAAAAAAAACGUGCAAUGUGGUGAAAAACCAAGGGUGGGUCAGUAUAUUUAUGAAAGUUACAUUUAAAGAAGCAAAUGCUGCAUGUGAUUUAAACCAAUGCAAAUCAUACUAUAUUUAUAUACAUAAAGGAAACAGUGGUGUUGGAGUGCAAGACUAAACCAAGGUAUUACGUGGGGGUUCCGGUUAACGUGAUUCAAAUCAAUCGACAAUCAAACUUUUUUAUUUUGGUUCCUACUCAGGCCGUGGACACUGGACGCAACGUUAGCCAACAUCGUUCAUUCCAAACCGUUAGCAGAAUAGGGAAACAUUAACUGCCAGGUUCAGUUAACUUUCCUCUUUGUAGCAUUAGGACUGCUGGAUUAUUUUACUGUGUUUGUGCAGCAACGAAUAUCCAUCAUGUUGAAUCAAACAGUCCGGGAAAAGUUCCCGGAUUGAUGUGAAAACUAUAUUUUAUUAAAGGGUGUUUAUAUCAUUCCAGGGUUCAACCACUGGAGCUGCCUUUGUUAGGUCAAGAAUUAGUUUGUUGGUUUUUACUAUGCGUUUGCAUCUGUGGUUACCUAUUGUUAUUUGUUAGCCUGUUGGUUUGUGUAUCAUUGUUUGUGUUUUUAUUUUUUACCAAAAAUCUGAAUUGAGUAUGAAGCUGAUUUCUUAGCGUUGUAUGUAAUAUUUUUGUAGUAGGGCAAGUA